Microdochium trichocladiopsis is the source of this 2610-nucleotide messenger RNA. RefSeq lists its product as uncharacterized. The record is from RefSeq and is a predicted model, not a curated record. Lineage: Eukaryota; Fungi; Ascomycota; Sordariomycetes; Xylariales; Microdochiaceae. Bases 216 to 2510 code for a protein of 764 amino acids. The transcript is spliced from 2 exons.
UGCGACAAGCACCAAACGGGUGCAUCAUUUUCCUCACAGAGCAACUUUCGGUCUUCAAGGCUGCCUUUACAUCUUCUGCGCCGAUGGCGAAUCUCCGACUCCUACAUCGCGAAUCGCCCACAUCUUUACGCCGUCGGCCGUACCUGCAAUCAAAAAGAUAGCGCCUCCUGCGCAGUCCUAUUUGGCGGCGCCGAGACGCCCGCCCGCCAGUCGUGAUGGCCCUAUGGCCAUUUCGACGGCGGGGCUCGCGCUUGCGUGCCCGUGCCAAUACGACGGCAGACAACGAGUCUGUCCGAGGCACAACACGUAGGCAAACCGAGCCCCCGAAUCGCCUCACGAAGGCAAAUGCCGAGCAAAACCAGCGCGCGUACAGUUUCUCACCUGGCAGGAGAGAUUCUAUACGGGCCGCGAAGCCUCCAAACGAGGCAACGUCCAAAUCAAACAUGCGUCGGCGCAGUACGAGGAUGUCCCAAAUGGGCCCACCGCCUACCCAGGCUGAGGAGAUACAACGGGUGCCGACUUUGCAUCACGAGAAUUCUGGGAACAAACGCAGCGGACAACCUCUCCUAGCGAAGAAAUCGAGUAAGCGACGCAAGGAGGACCACGAACGGGAAGCCGAGAUCAAGGCUAUGAGCCAGUUCACCCCUUUGAGGCCUGCUACCAAUAGCGUGACAAAGGGUCGGCCCAUGAAGAAAGAGAGUCGUCGCUUGAGAUCAGACCUAGCCAGGAGCUGGGAUGGCCAGCCCUCUUCUGUUGUUUCAUUGCCGUCGCCAGAAUCAAUACAUUCGAGCAUGAGCUCGGAUUCAGAUCACAUCUCCUUCAAGGUCUCUGCUCUCGCAGCCCUGGCACCUCGCCCAACGAUACGUUGUUCGUCAAACCCCAUGUCUGGGGCUGGGCUUGGACGAUCAGCUUCAGAGAGGCGCAGGCUUGCCGAUCGCGAGCCAAUUUCUGAAGCCACCCUCAAAGCUCACAAGCGAAUUGACGACCUCGCCGAUGAUCUAGAUGCGUCAGAUCUCAGGGAGCUCAUGGAACGCGACCAGAGAAGGCGGCAGAGGAAGAGAGAAAAGGACAUGCAGAAAGCAGAGAAGAGGCUGGCUCGAAAGAUGGAAAGGCAACGUGAGGAAGCAGCCAACGUUGAUACUCCAACAAAGAACCUAGAAAGGGGGGUCCUAGGUCGGGAAAUGACCGGCCUCGAGGACCCGGCAUCUGUGACGAUCACGUCGUCGCGGAGAAGACAGUCAGCAGAGUCCACAGGCCCAGGUCUCGAGGCGAAUACGGUGAAGCGAUCGAGCGAGGACCACCAGCAAGAACGCGAGAGAGUGCAUCGCUCCAUAACACCUCUAGGUGAAUUCCACAGGACGAACAGCGGCCUUUCGAACUCCAUGGCGGCGAUCGAGGAUGCCCCGCCAUUGACACCACAAGAGACACCCCGACCCAAGUCGAUCAGUCCGACCAUCAUGAGCUUUAUACGCUCACGAAAGUCUGGAUCGAAGUCUCCGCCCCACGAUGAGCGGCAUUUUGCCCGCGCCGCAGCCAACAGUACCUCUCCGUCACGAGCCCGGGCGGAAUAUGCUGAGUCUGCGGCCAGGACUUCAGAAAGUGGCUCAUCGCGACCAUGGCUUUCGUUCUUCAAAUGGGGAGGCAGACGAAGAAGCUCGGUAGGACCAGCUUCAUUCUCUAAUACUUCACGAGACUCUAUGCAAGGUUCACAAACCGGGCCGCCCCCCGUUGUCAGUUUCACAACGGGGCGCCGUCUGAGCUCUGGUGUGCCGAAACGGACCAUGUCGCGUUUCCGCGAGGAUCUUCCUGAACACCCAUUGUCGCCUCCAGACUCGCGUGUGGGAUCACCCGAGGUCUAUGCCGGGUCCUCGGAACGUCUGCCCCAAAUUACCGAUGACGUGGAGCGCCACGAGGAGGCGAACUUCAACUCAGACACCCAACCAAUACCCAUUCCUACCCGCCAUCAAGAACCGCAGUUGUCGCCCGUCCCCCUCUCGAUGUCACUUGCGUCCGUAGACUCGGAAGGCUCUUGGCUGUCUGGCCGCAUGAGCCGUCAGAGUCGCCAGAGGGCGUCCUCCGGGGCACUGGGGUCGUCUGUUGUGCACCCAAUGGCAAGCACGUCAGUCAUCUCUGAAGUUCAACAUUCAGACCACACCGAUGAUGACAGUAUUGCUGCGGAUGAGUACCUGAACAAGGUUGUUCCUGCUAGCCCAGUUGAGCUAAAUGCUGGCCGCGCACAUGCGAGCAGCGACGACGACUCCACAUACGAGACACAAUGGGGCAGUGUAAGCCGAAAGCCUACCGUGGUGCAUGGCACUACGAGCACGCGCAGCCGCGAGGGUCUUCUUCUCCAAGACUUUACGGACAAGUACCUCGAAACCAACGGCACGAAGCCUGUCGAAAACGGUCAACCUCGGACCCUAGAUGCCGACAGCGCAAAGGUCCUAGAGAUGUCUCCACGCUUGUCUGGAGACGAAAGGGUGCGUGUUGUGGAGCGUGGUACGCAAUAAAUUGCACGUUCCCAGGCACUACUCCCAGACCCGGUGCCUGUGAACAACUCCAACAAUAAGCUCGCCUCGUAGACGAUUCGUCUCUAUGUCGGCAUCAGUC